AUGGAGGACGCCCUGGAAAAGAAAAGCAAAAAGAUGAAGGAUAGGGGCCUCCAUAAAAAUUUGAAGGAGUAUUCUCAACGCAAUGGCCGACCUCGCCCGCCGAAUUCUCAUGCGCUGCAAGCAGGAAUCAAAGCAUUCCUCGAAAGCCCAGCUGGACACUCUCUUUUGACCGAGAAGGGUAUAGACCUAGAGUCUCUUGAAUUACCGAAAAGGUUCACAAUAUAUGAGCCUCUGCUGCUACUUCCAGCAAAUGCGUUUACCGCUCCGCCAGCAUGGCGAGUAAUAUAUGCAGCUUUAACGGCAGAGCAACAGGAAGACUUAUAUGCCUCGAUAGCAAGGUCUUUCCGACGACUUGGCGUGACACAUGUUGCGAUGAAUGCUCCUAUCGCAUUAAACAAUGUGAAAGGCGCAGAGAAUCGGAUGAGGAGUCCUGCGGGGCUGGUCCCUUUAUAUGGCGACUUUAAAAACUCGCGUCUAGACUCCCUAAGUGGCGACGAGAAUGCACAACCAAGUGCCGAAGAUCUUGAAGCUGCAUUUUGGGUUCAGACAGUGCAGAAUAAUGGGAUUAAACAGACCUGGGCUCCGCUGUACACCAUGUUCUCUCGAGGAAAUAUCACCGAGAAAGCCCGCAUUCUUGGGAAAGGGUCCUCCGCAAACACAUUUGAGGGCCUUGAUGCAGCUUCAUUGGGUCAAAAUGUUGCAGAUAUCAGUGUCGUGGAUAUGUAUGCGGGGAUUGGCUACUUCGUCUUCUCCUACUUGAAGCGUGGGGUCAAGAGAGUUUGGGGCUGGGAAUUGAACGGCUGGUCGGUUGAAGGUCUGCGAAGAGGUUGCAUAGCGAAUAAAUGGGGAUGUAGGGUUGUACGAGUCCAUGAAGAUGGUCAUAUGGAUUUCUCGAUCUCGGCUUUAGUAGCCAGUCUUGCAGAUUCCGAUCGUGUGGUUGUGUUUCAUGGCGAUAACACGUUUGCAUCGGAGAUCUUGGCGGAAGUUCAACGAGCUAUAAGCGAAAGAGAGAAGUGGUCUCCCAUUCGCCAUGUCAACCUGGGACUGUUGCCUUCGUCGAGCCAAUCCUGGGAUAAAGCAUGUCGGGUGCUUGAUUUCCAACAGGGAGGUUGGCUCCAUGUCCAUGAGAAUGUGGACGUGCGGCGUAUUGAAGAAAAGAAAGAAGAAAUCGCCCGUGAACUGACAGCCCUUCGCGUUCGGGUUUACGAAGAGCAUGGUAUCUCGGGGGCCUCCAUUGUUGAGUGUCAUCACGUGGAACAUGUCAAGACGUACGCACCUGGUGUAAUGCACUGCGUCUUCGACAUGCGGGUGUCUGCUCCUAUUUGA
Penicillium chermesinum is the source of this 1326-nucleotide messenger RNA. Its product is annotated as tRNA(Phe) (4-demethylwyosine(37)-C(7)) aminocarboxypropyltransferase. The transcript has a single exon. Bases 1 to 1326 code for a protein of 441 amino acids. Gene Ontology annotation, biological process: tRNA methylation; wybutosine biosynthetic process. The record is from RefSeq and is a predicted model, not a curated record. Gene Ontology annotation, molecular function: tRNA methyltransferase activity; S-adenosylmethionine-dependent methyltransferase activity. Lineage: Eukaryota; Fungi; Ascomycota; Eurotiomycetes; Eurotiales; Aspergillaceae. Gene Ontology annotation, cellular component: cytoplasm.